ACACACACACACACACAGCGCACAGACCUUCACAAGAACCAAACCAAGCCAGAUUGAUCAUGGGAAUCCAGUGCCAGGAAACCCCUCCUCCCCUUCAAGACCUUAAGGUCACGAUCCAAAACUCUUCUUUGGUUUUUCCAAACCAAGAAACAGCUCAGAGGAAAUCCAUGUUCCUGUCAAACAUCGACCAAGUGCUCAAUUUCAAUGUCGAAACAGUCCAUUUUUUUGCAUCCCAUGAAGACUUUCCUCCUCAAACUGUGGCCGAGAAAAUAAAAGAUGCGCUUGGGAAGAUACUGGUGCCAUAUGAUUUCUUGGCUGGAAGACUGAAGUUGAACGCCAGAACAGGUCGUUUGGAGGUUGAUUGUAAUGGGGCUGGGGCUGGCUUCGUGGUGGCCUCUAGUGAGUGUACAUUGGAUGAGAUCGGGGACUUGGUUUAUCCUAACGCUGCUUUUGCUAAGCUAGUUGCUAACAGUUCGGAUCAUAGCUUGGAAAAAGAUGGUAAACUACUGUGCAUUAUCCAGGUAACAUCAUUUAAGUGUGGUGGUUUUGCAAUGGGCAUAUCAACCAGCCAUGCAACAUUUGAUGGGAUAAGCUUCAAGAUCUUCUUACAAAACUUGGCUGCCCUAGCUGGUGGCAAACCCCUGGCGGUCACUCCCUGCAACGACCGCGAACUCCUAGCAGCUCGAUCUCCACCACGUGUCACCUUCCCUCACCCUGAAUUGGUCAAACUUCAGACUCACAUGGGGCAAGAAUUGAAUGCUCCAGUCUUUGAUGCCGCCCAAGAAGCCCUAGACUUCAAGAUUUUCCGGCUAACUUCCGGCAACUUCUCCGACAUGAAAGAGAAGGCCAAGACAAGUCCAAGCGCCCGCGUUUCUGGGUUUAAUGUGGUGACUGCUCAUAUUUGGAGAUGCAAGGCACUGUCACAAUCGGAAGCCCAGGAUCCCGAUAGAGUGUCAACAAUUCUCUAUGCUGUCAACAUUAGGCCAAGAUUGACCCCUCCUUUACCAGAAUCAUAUGCUGGAAAUGCUGUGUUAACUGCUUACGCAAAUGCUACGUGCAAGGAGCUGCGAGAGGGGCCAAUCUCUAAAUUGGUGGAGAGAGUGGCAGAGGGUUCAAAGAGAAUGACUGACGAGUAUGCGCGGUCUGCUAUAGAUUGGGGUGAGAUUCACAAAGGAUUUCCACAUGGAGAUUUCUUGAUAUCAUCUUGGUGGAAAUUAGGAUUUGAUGAAGUGGACUAUCCAUGGGGGUGCCCCAGGUACAGUUGUCCUGUGGUGUACCACAGAAAGGAUAUUAUCUUGCUUUUCCCGGAUAUCGAUGACAAGAAUAGCGUCAAUGUUCUGGUUGCCCUGCCCAGCAAGGAAAUGGAAAAGUUCGAAAGCCUCUUCCACAAAUUCUUAUCGGCUUGAAUUUUCCGCAUGAAAGUUGAAUUUCAUAUUUUAAUAAGUUGAAUAAUAUAAUGAUCAAUACCUAUAGUUUGCUUGCUGCUAGAAUAUUGUGCCAUCAUGGAUAAAGGAAGAAGAAGGAAGAAUUACGUCCGACGACGACGGGCAGUCAAUCACUAAUACACACGCACGCACCGGGUUUUUUUUUUCUUUUCUUUUUUAAUUUAAGCGUGUUGUUAUGUGUUUUUUUUUAUCCCUUUCUGAAUGUAAAGUGAAUAUUAUCCAAAGAAAUGUUUCGCCA
Molecule: messenger RNA, 1683 nt
Organism: Populus nigra (black poplar)
Lineage: Eukaryota; Viridiplantae; Streptophyta; Magnoliopsida; Malpighiales; Salicaceae
Product: acyltransferase GLAUCE
Exons: 2
Coding region: 60-1406 (448 amino acids)
Molecular function (GO): acyltransferase activity, transferring groups other than amino-acyl groups
Source: RefSeq, a predicted model, not a curated record